AGCCGGAUCCUUAAAUUGGGGGAUAAAGGGGCACUCCUCCAUUGUUGUCUAGAGUUAAGAUUUUUAAUCCAUAAACCUAAAAUCAGAGGACAACUACUUGCUUUUUCAGUGCACCCCCAGUCAGUAGGGGGGUGCUGAAAGAGCUGGGCAAUAACUGUGCAGACCAAUAAACCUACAGAGAGAUGCCUUAAUCGUGUCUUCCUCCGGAAAGUGUUCUGGAACCUAUCGUUUGAAUUAGCCGAGUCAGGCAGGGAGGGGCGGGGAGUCCUUCCGCCCUUCUUAGGAGGGGCUGCAUUGCAGGGGGAGACUGAGCGGACAGACUCAGUCACAGAAGAGAGAGGGAGCUUGAAGACAAAGCCGGCGAAGCCCCCUCUGCUGCCUUUCUCUCCAGCCCAGAGCAGGGACCGAGCCUGGGGUCCUCUCUCCAUCUUUGGAACACACACUAGUAAUUCAUUGAUAACAGGAAGUUAUGAGGGACCCUGUGAGUAGCCAGUACAGCUCCUUUCUUUUCUGGAGGAUGCCCAUUCCCGAACUGGAUCUGUCGGAGCUGGAAAGCCUGGGUCUGUCAGAUACAUCCACCUACAAGGUCAAGGACAGCAGCGCUGGCAAAAUGACCGGGCAAGCAACGGAAACAGAGCAGGAGAAAAACCCUGAAGGUGAUGCCCUCCUUCAGUACAGCACCUUCAACUUCUGGAGAGCUCCCAUUGCCAGCAUCCACUCCUUCGAAUUGGACUUGCUCUAAGCCCAAGUCUUCUCUCUCCCACCAUCUUGCCCUCAUUGUCUUCCCUUUCAAGCCCCUUCCUUUCCGUCCUUUUCGCCUAUUAAUCUUGCUCUCUCCCCUCCAUUGUGUUGAGGUGGUGCUGAUGAAUCUGGCAGAGUUGUGAUUUAUAUAUUUAUUUAUUAAUUUAUUAUUUAUUUAUUUAUUUAUUUAUUGUAUCAAUUUCUCUUAAAAGCCCUCAAGCCACAAAGUAAAGGGUUCAGGCAAUGGAGUGCACUUACUGGGUCACAAGGAUUACUCCUCCCACUCCAUAUUAACUCCAGAAAACAGGCCUGAUGGGGGCACCACAGAGUAGUAUAGGAGCAUAAAAUGAAAGGACUGAUUUUUUUUUUUUUUUUUUAACCUCAU
Molossus molossus (Pallas's mastiff bat) is the source of this 1126-nucleotide messenger RNA. RefSeq names its product MLLT11 transcription factor 7 cofactor (gene MLLT11). Gene Ontology annotation, biological process: positive regulation of DNA-templated transcription; apoptotic signaling pathway; positive regulation of mitochondrial depolarization. Bases 470 to 742 code for a protein of 90 amino acids. NCBI's taxonomy places the organism in Eukaryota, Metazoa, Chordata, Mammalia, Chiroptera, Molossidae. Gene Ontology annotation, cellular component: nucleoplasm; cytosol. The transcript is spliced from 2 exons. The record is from RefSeq and is a predicted model, not a curated record.